AUGGCGCCCUACGAUAGUGACGACUCGCUGGACGACGAUCAAGAUUACACCGAGACGGAUGUCCUGUUGGGCUACGCAUCCAAAGACGCCAAUGGCGAGACGAUAAGUCGACUUGGCGGACGACCAGAAUGGCUCACCUCCCAAGCCCCAUCCUACACGCACGCCAAGUGCAAGAUCUGCUCUUCUCCCCUUGUCCAGCUGCUUCAGCUCAACGGCGAGCUACCCGACCGUUUCCCAGGCCACGAGAGGCGGCUCUAUGUCUUCAGUUGCCGCAAAAAGACAUGUAGGCGCAAGGAGGGCAGUGUCCGCGUGCUGAGGGCAACGCGCAUCUCCGCAGAUGCGGCUGCUAAGACGAGAGAGAGGCGGGAGCGUGAGGAGAGAGACAGGGCUGAGAAGGAGAGGAAGGAGGCGGAGAGAAAAGAGAAGGAGAAAGGUUUAGGCGAAGCUCUGUUUGGUGUGCAGAAAGGCGCCUUUGGUGGCUCUGCUGGACAGGCGAACCCUUUUGCGACAGGCGGCAGCACCCCGGGAGGGGGCGGCGCAGCGGCGAACCCCUUUGCAAAGCCGGCUGUGGGCGCUGUAACGAACCCAUUUAGCGCAGGCAGCUCAUCAGCCCCGUCAGAAAAAGAGAGGCAGCCAAAGCCGGCCGAAGAUGCAGCAGCGGACCUCCCUCACACGUUUGCAAAGGCUGUUUCCCUGAACAAUCCACAAGCAAAACCAGCUGGGCCCCCUCCCCCUCCCGAGCCAUGGCCACCAGAGUCCGACCUCCCGGCUCCCUAUGCAGUCAGCUACCUGGCUGAAGCGGAUUAUGAAACCCUCGACCCGCUCCCGCUACCGGCACAGAACAUCUCCACGACCAGCAUGGACAUCGACGACGGCACCGCUGGCUCGGGCUCCGGUGGCGGCGGCGGCGGCAAGGAGGAUAAAGACGUCUUCGAGUCAUCCAUAGACAGCACGUUCCAGAAGUUCGCCGACCGCCUUGCCCAGAACCCCGACCAGUGCAUCCGAUACGAGUUCGGUGGCGCCCCGCUGCUCUACUCCAAGAACGACGCAGUGGGCAAGAAGCUCCACGACGUCCCCGCCUCUGGCACCGGUCGCGUCCUCCCGCGAUGUGGACAGUGUGGGGCAGAGCGGGUGUUUGAAGUGCAGAUGACGCCGCAGGCUAUUGCUGAGCUGGAGAGCGAAGAGGAGGCCGGCGUUCUGGACGGGAUGGACUGGGGUACGGUGAUUGUUGCUGUCUGUGAGAAGGACUGCAUCCCGAGACACGUCGAGGAGGGCGAGGCUGGAUAUGUGGAGGAGUGGGUAGGCGUGCAAUGGGAGGAGUUGACUGCACGGAGGUGAUCAUGACUCUGCUUCAAAGGCGAUAGUUAGUUUGGAGGAUGGAAUGGCGUGAGUCCAGCAGGGGAACUGUCCCUUCACGCUUCAAUGGGGAAAAUCAUGUAUAGAGUGCAGCAUUGCGCAAACAAGAAUGGAGUUGCGAUUCAA
Molecule: messenger RNA, 1482 nt
Organism: Cryphonectria parasitica EP155
Lineage: Eukaryota; Fungi; Ascomycota; Sordariomycetes; Diaporthales; Cryphonectriaceae
Exons: 2
Coding region: 1-1338 (445 amino acids)
Biological process (GO): maturation of SSU-rRNA
Cellular component (GO): cytoplasm
Source: RefSeq, a predicted model, not a curated record